AUGUCCAACCUUCAACCAUUAAAGGAUCAUGCUUUGAUAGGCGAGGCCGAAAAAAUCCCCGUCAAUAAACCCGUUUCCUUUAUCUCCAUUAGCCCAAUUGUAGUACCAGCUCCAGGCCGAGUUGUUGAUUUGCAGGUAAAGAUCUCUGCACCAAGGACGGGAAAUGACCUACCCAUCAUCCUGCUCUCGCACGGCCAAGGACAAUCAAACCAUCUCUCUUCACUCAAUGGCUACGGUCCACUCGCCAAUUUCUGGGCCUCUCACGGCUUUGCAGUUAUUCAGCCCACACAUCUAAGCUCAAAAUCACUCAGUCUGGGGACCCCGCCCUCAGAAGGACCUCUCUACUGGAGAUCACGGGUUGAAGAUAUGAAGCACAUCCUCGAUCAUCUCGAUGACAUCGAAAGUGCUGUUCCCGAAGUCAAAGGGCGGCUAGACAGAACUCGAAUUGCUGUCGUAGGGCAUUCCAUGGGUGGACAUACGGCCAGUUUACUACUAGGUGCCCGAACCACGGAUUCCACCGACGGAACAGUAACGGAUUGGACAGAUCGUCGCAUCAAAGCAGGCAUCCUACUUGGUGCACCGGGUAGUCCUGGAGAAGAUGGAGCAUACUUGUCCACAUGGGUGCUGGAGAACUUUCCUUGGUUUAAGGAAAUCAGCUUCGCCGACAUGGCAACUCCAGCACUUGUAGUAGCAGGUGAUAACGAUUCUUCGCCACAUUUGAACAACCGAGGUCCGGAUUGGCAUUUCGACCCUUACAAUCAUAGCACUGGUCCUAAGAGCCUGCUCACUCUUUAUGGUGCCGGACACAUAUUCGGCGGUAUAUCUGGAUUUGACGCUGCAGAAACGGACGAUGAGAGUCCGGAAAGAGUGGCCGUGGUUCAAAGGCUCACCUGGGCGUAUCUUCGGAGUACGCUUUAUCCUGAGGACACUACUUUCUCUGUCGUGUCCAAAGCUCUCGCAGACCUCCCUUCACUGGGCAAGGUUGAUUCGAAGUAA
Molecule: messenger RNA, 996 nt
Organism: Talaromyces proteolyticus
Lineage: Eukaryota; Fungi; Ascomycota; Eurotiomycetes; Eurotiales; Trichocomaceae
Product: Alpha/Beta hydrolase protein
Exons: 1
Coding region: 1-996 (331 amino acids)
Molecular function (GO): 1-alkyl-2-acetylglycerophosphocholine esterase activity
Source: RefSeq, a predicted model, not a curated record